Messenger RNA from Penicillium olsonii, 1029 nucleotides. Lineage: Eukaryota; Fungi; Ascomycota; Eurotiomycetes; Eurotiales; Aspergillaceae. The record is from the annotation of a GenBank genome assembly.
AUGGCUGAAGAUUCUUUCCUCCACCUUGCUCGCCCUCUGGGCCCCGUCAGUGUGGGAACCGCGCCCACCACUGCCCCUCUUAACGUUGUCAUCCAACCCCAGGCCAUUUUCUCCGUUCUCGACCACUCCCUCCGCCGCAAUGCCGAUCAGGAGCGCGUCAUCGGUACACUGCUGGGAACACGAUCCGAGGAUGGAAGCGAGGUUGAGGUCCGAUCCGCCUUCGCUGUCGGCCACUCUGAGGCUGAGGACCAGGUCGAAGUCGAUAUGGAAUACCACAAGCAGAUGCUCGCUCUCCACCUGAAGGCCAACCCCCGCGAAGUCUUGGUUGGCUGGUACGCCACUGCCUCCGAGCUCAACACCUUCUCCGCCCUCAUCCAGAACUUCUACAGCGGCCAGGGCGAUGGCACAUGGCCUCACCCCGCUGUCCACCUGACUGUCUCCACUGAGGCCGGCAAGGACCUCGAGACCCGGGCUUAUAUUUCCGCCCCCGUGGGUGUCACCGCUGAGCGCGCCGCCGACAGUGCUGCCUUCAUUCCCGUCCCCUACGAGCUCCGCUACGCUGAGGCCGACAAGAGCGGUCUCGAGUCUAUCGCCAAUGCCAAGGAUGCUGAGGACCGCUCCGCCACCAUCACUUCCGACAUCGAUUCUCUGGAACGCGCCGUCGAGGAGGUUAUCUCCAUGAUCGACCGCGUUUCCCGCUACGUUGAGUCCGUCAUCGACGAGGAGACCCCCGCUUCCACCGCCAUGGGCCAGUUCCUCCUCAACGCUCUUGCUCUUGCCCCCAAGGUCGAGCCCGCUGACAUUGAGCGCGACUUCAACAACCACAUCCAGGACGUUCUUGUCGUUUCUUACCUUGCCAACACCGUUCGCACACAGAUGGAACUUUCUACCCGACUAGCAACCGCCCAGCUGACCCUUGGUGGCGGCGAAGGUGCCGCUACUGGCGAGGGCCAGCGCAACCAGCGCGGUGGCAAGGGCAACAACCAGGGCGGCCGCCGCCAGGAGCGCACCGAGGAGACGCGCGCAUGA